Ustilago hordei is the source of this 642-nucleotide messenger RNA. RefSeq lists its product as uncharacterized. The record is from RefSeq and is a predicted model, not a curated record. The coding region runs from base 1 to 642 and encodes 213 amino acids. Lineage: Eukaryota; Fungi; Basidiomycota; Ustilaginomycetes; Ustilaginales; Ustilaginaceae. The transcript has a single exon.
AUGAAGGCAAAGUCGGGCUUGCUCACCAUCGUGGCACUUGCCAUGGUUUUGUCGAUGGGGGCAACAGCAGCACCGAUUCCGAGCGGAGCUGGCGAUGUCGGAUUGUUGAUCACUGGCCCCGAACUUUCAAUUCGAGGGCUUGGUGAUGCGCCUCUGAUCGUUCUGGGCAACUACCAGUCGGGCAGCGACAACCAGGCUGGCGAAGGCAACGAGCAGACGAGCAUCUCAAACACCAACGUCGAUGGUACUGGCAACACGGUCAGCUCCAACUCUGCCGGCUCUUCUCAGUCGCAGUCGCAGAGCAACAACCAAGCUUUGAGCCCCGAAACUGCUCAACAGCAGCAGCAACAGCAGCAGCAGCAGCAAAAGCAAAAGCAACAGCAACAGCAACAGAAACAGAAACAGAAACAGAAACAGAAACAGAAACAGCAAAAGCAAAAGCAAAAAACCGGGGCUGGUCAGACUUCCAACGAUAACCAAGCUCAAAGCCAACCACAAGGCCAGAGCGGUGCUUCAGACCAGAGUCAGAAUCAGAGCAACAGCCAAGACACUAGUCAAGUAAGCAACGCCAGAUCGGGUGCUGUUCAGAGCAACAGGCAGCAAGCCUCGCAGGAGCAGUCGCGAUGCUCCUCUUCUCACUGA